Messenger RNA from Lampris incognitus (smalleye Pacific opah), 4618 nucleotides. Its product is annotated as homer protein homolog 3-like. Gene Ontology annotation, biological process: regulation of store-operated calcium entry; G protein-coupled glutamate receptor signaling pathway. The coding region runs from base 518 to 1618 and encodes 366 amino acids. The transcript has 11 exons. Lineage: Eukaryota; Metazoa; Chordata; Actinopteri; Lampriformes; Lampridae. Gene Ontology annotation, molecular function: G protein-coupled glutamate receptor binding. The record is from RefSeq and is a predicted model, not a curated record. Gene Ontology annotation, cellular component: postsynaptic density; cytoplasm; dendrite.
UGGGAUACCGCCACCAGUGAGGCUCCGGCGGCACGCUGACACACAGCGAAGUGGAGAAGGGACCCACAGGAGACAGCUGGUCAGGAGCAGCAUACUUGGCCGCUGUACUAGUUUCGUCGAUGUUUCUUCAUCUGCCCACUGUGCUCGGAGGAGCUGCGGGGUCAGAGGAGCUGAAUGAGAAUGACCGGCUGAAAUAAACGGCAUGUGAUGUAGAUACCGCGGACAAAGGAGGUGCCCUACUACAAUAACCUCAAAGGAGAGAGGGAUACAGUUGAGGGGGAAGAGGAGAAUUUGGGGUCGGAAGUGAUUUUUCUCUACGGAACCACGUCGAUUGUGAAAUGUAAGUCGAAAGACUCAGUUUCUUGGCGUACUUGAAUCCAACUGAAGACAAUAGCGGAGAAGGACAAAGCGUUAACAGUCAAGGAAACGGGAAAAUACCCCCUCCAAAAAAAAAGCAGCCCUAAACAACAUCACUAUCUUCAGAGCAUGGGAAAAGGAGGCGUCCCCAGGCUGUAAAAUGUACCCGCUACACCGUGAAAGGGAGCAGCCUCUCUUUAGUGCCAGGGCACAUGUCUUCCAGAUCGACCCGGCCACCAAACGCAACUGGCUCCCCGCCAGCAAACACGCAGUCACGGUGUCUUUCUUCUACGAUGCCACCCGCAAUGUCUACCGAAUCAUCAGCGUGGGCGGAACCAAGGCCAUUAUUAACAGCACCAUCACGCCCAACAUGACCUUCACCAAGACCUCCCACAAGUUUGGCCAGUGGGCCGACAGCAGGGCUAACACAGUCUAUGGACUGGGCUUCUCCACAGAGCAGCAGCUGCAGCAGUUCUCAGAGCAGUUUAAAGAGGUAAAGGAGGCUGCUCGGCUGGCCAGAGAGAAAUCCCAGGAGAGGUUUGAGCUGGCUAACCCUGGGCUGAACAUCGCCGCCCCUCAGCUCCCACAAGAUCUGUCAGAAGAGCGUCACUCUCCUCCUCUGCUGACGGUGAAUGGUCCAGCUGAGGACAAGCUGUGUCGCAGUAAGAGUGCAGAUGUGGAGCUGACCUCAGAAAAGGAGAGGAUCAAGAAGAUGCUGUCUGAAGGGUCUAUUUGUGAGAUCAACAUGGAGGCUGAGCUCUUCACCCUGCAGGACAGUAAUGCCAAGCUGGUGGCCGCUCUGCAGGAGGCCAACAGCAGUGUAGAUCAGUGGAAGAAACAGCUGGCUGAAUACCAGGAGGAGACGGACAGACUCCGAGAGCAGGUGGCGGAGCUGGAGGCUCAGAGUAGGCGUCCGGCUGCCAGAGAGUCUGAGGGGGAAGAACUGAGCCACUCUGUGGAGGAGCUGGAGACCCUGCUCAGAGCCAAAGACCAAGAAAUUCAGAGCCUACAGAGCAAGAAGUGUGACAUCAGUGAGCUGGAGAAGGAGAGAGAAGUGGCGAUGGAGAGACUACGGGAGCUGGAGAGGAGGAACGCCGAGCUGGAGGAGAGUGUUCACGACACCGAGAAGACUCUGGCUUCCAGCCAGGAGCAACGGGAGCAGGCUGAGAGCGAAGUGCGACGGGUCAUCGAGGUUCUGGAUCUUAAAAUCUACGACCUGAACGACCUGAGACAGACCUUGUCCAAACUCAUUGAUAAGUAGCCGCGCCGCCUCAGCCGUGGGGCCACAUCCUCAACAGUCAAUGCUGGCUUUCUCCUUUUGACCUCCCUCGCCUUACCUCCUCUGAUCUGAUCUGACAGCAGAGGCCGGGACACAGCAACACGGUGACCGCCUGUUGGGAGUUUGCCUUCAUUGAUCCUCUUCAAGAAAAAUCAAUCAAAGUUAAGUUUUACGUUGUUAUUCUGAGAAAGCAGACAUUUCAAAAAGACAACAGGGUUUUUUCCCCUUUGUUUUAGAUCUCAGUUUAAUUAGCAUUGCGUUACUAGCUGUUUAUUUUGAUGAGGGAAUUGGCUGUUCCUGCCUUCCCUUGGUAUAUUUUUCAUGAUCAAACAUUGGAGAAAAACUAAAGUAGAAAGUUGUAUAGACAAGAGAGUGAAAGACGAAUACAGUUCCUUUGACAACACUGAACUGCAUCCCCUGAAAUGACGGAAAGAAACAUAUGGACAGCAAUCUUUCUCCACCUGUAGUUAAGAUUGACAUUCUUUCCAAAACAAAUAUAUUUAUUGUGAAGGUACAGGAGACUGACUGUCCAUAAGCUUCUUCUGUAAACCAUGUCAGGUGAUGAAAUUGGAUGAAAUAGCAUUUGAAUUGGAUUCCAGAUCUCACAAUUGAUAACUCACAAAGAUGUGGGGAAAAAAAAAAACUUCAGAAAUGUCACAAAAAAAAAGUGCUUUCUUCACAGUAACAGCCCAGAAGUCCAUUUUGGCAGGUUUCCCCUUUUAACAAAGUUGAGAUGCACCUGGAGGCUGAUGGGAUGGAUGACGGACGAUGGAAGUGAGAAAAUGUCUAGUUUUAUGAACUUCAGUAUGUUCAGCAAAUAGGCGGCAGACCCUUUGGACUGGCCUGCAGACCCCAGCAGCACAACUGGUUUAAAGAUGCAACAGCUUGUUCUUAUGGCGUCUUCAGAUGCUCGCUGGGGACAAUAUGGUUUUGUAUUCAUGGUUUAUGAGGUAUUUUCUUUUGCAGCAUGUGCUCGUUCAUGUUCAUUGAUGUGUCCGCCAACAGUUUUAGAAAAGUAAUCAGGGUGGGACAUGACUACCAGUCAAACCAAAGUAACUUUUGGCUGCUUCAUAUUUCUUUUCUACCGACCACUUUGGGAGAUAUCCACCAUCAUUUGAGGAUACGUCUCAUUGUAUUUGGGGGAGGGAAAACAAGCUGGUUGCCUGGUAGAACUGGGAAAGCGGGGGGCUGGUGAAUUUUAAAACAAACCAGCCGCAUUAGUGUGCAGAUAGAAAAGCUGAACUGAAUUGGGGAUUGUGCUCGACGAUGUAGGUGCCAAGAUAUAACUGUUUUAUGUCUGUUAGCGUCAACACAGUUAUCGCAUUCUGCUUUGUGUCCUUGUUUAGCAUUAAGUAACACUUGUGUUUGCCAUUAUAGUAAUGAUAAUAACCCUAGUCUCGAACAUGACAGCACUGCAUGAACUCGGCAGGACUCCUGGGUCUGCUAAUGAAUGCUGAGUACUGUAUGUGCAUUACCAAGCAACGUGCAACCUCUAAUAACUAGAUGUAAAAGCACAAAUGCCGUAGUAUUAGUAAAUGGGAACUUAGCUUACUUUUUUGAUCUGUAUGUGACUCUCUAAUGCACAUUGCCUACAGAUAAUUUACUACAAUAUGAUAACAUGGUACUCGUAAGGUGCAGGCAUUCAUGAAAAAGCAAUAACGUUUUUAGUGCAGAUACCUGUCAAUGGAUAAAUGACAGGUACUUUUUAGUUGAUGAGACCUCAGCCAAAGCCAAUUCUUAUCCGUUCAACAAGAGUGCUGUUUAUUAAGUAACAUUGUUUUGCAGUUGGCUUUAUCUGCACAACCAGAAGAAUAAUGAAUUAAAAACCACUUUCCUUAAAAAAAAACCCCAAAAAAAACACGAGAACGUGACAGGGCCAGCACCUGCUCUCCACCAGUUUCACAUGGUUAUUGUUAAAAGGUUUACAUCAGUUAUACUAUACAAGGCAAGGACGAUGCAAACACUUGGCGAAUGGCUCUGUAAUACAAAAUGUUCAUGCAAGGGUAUGAGGACUUUAAAUAUCAAACGUAGUUGCUUUUAGUGAUGUGUACCAAGCACCAGGGAGAUUUUUAUUAAUGUAGAUAGCAUUGUCCAGCAGGGUAUAAUGUGCUUAUGUACUGGAAAACCUUCCCAUGCAUUUCAGCACUGGCAUGGGGCCAUUGUAAAGCGUUAAUGUUAUACCUCUGUUGCCGGCUACAGAAGAGAAUGCAACACCAAAGACACAGCACUUGCCACACUGCACUCACCUCAACUGGAAGAGGCGUGCUCAUUUUUCGUGAUGCUGAACUUCAUCUCUUAUCAAUUCUGAUUUGUUUUGAAUUGCUCAUGAAGAUAUUCCAUUUCAGUGUCUUACAUAAAUUUUGGUACGACUCAGGAUAUCUCGAGAAAACCUGACUCAUCUGGGUCACUUCUGUGAACAGGUAUUGCAGACUGGACAGUCUCAAUGCUCUUAAUGUUGUCAUCUGACUGGAUUUGUGGCAAAGCAAAUGCUUGUAUGGGAAUUGGUGGUAAUUUGAUGUAACAGUUCUCCAUAUUUGUAUGCAAUUCUUUUAACAUUAAAAUUAAGUUGUGCAAGUCAAUAUUGUUUAUCCUGAAAAUAGGAGCCAGGGACAAGGCUGUGCUUGACCCACUUUCUGAAGAAAAAAAAAAAAAGAGGUAUUAUGACUUGUGGAUAACCCAGUUUUACAAGUCACCUUUCGCUGAGAUCUCCGUUAAUACAUCUGCUUCUGGUAAAUACCCUGACCUCUUAUCCCAUGAAACUUUUCAUCCAUAAUCUAAUUUUUUGAUUUUCAAUUGGAUUUAGUACUUUUGCUGGUAUUGACAAUAUGAAUCGACUUUUAUUUUAAAUUCAUCCCUAGCGAAACAUUUUAAAACAAGUAUUGCAUGUCACCUCAGUUCAAUCAAUCAAUCAAGUUGCUUUUUUUAUAGCGCUUUUCUAGCUGCAACAAGCACUCUCUCCCAAGACAGACAAUGUGCAGGUAA